GUAACAUAAGGCAUCUUGGUAAGUGGAACUUUGUUUUACUCACUAUAGGUACAAUACAACUACAAUGAACAUUAAGCUGUUGAAAGCACAGGGACUUACUUUACCGUUGUUUUCUUCCAAUAUCUCUUUUUUAUUUUUUUUAUUUCCUAGUCCAAGCUUGAAUUUCCUGGUUAUCCUGUGUUACUAAGAUUCUUUUGGGAUCAGCCAAGAUCAGCAUUUCCACCUAGUCAUUCCUAGCUUUUUAAGAUUUUUAUUUAUUAGGUUUUUUUAAUAGCUACCAAAGUACUUUAUAGGUAAUACAUUUAAGGGAAGAAUCUUUAACAAAACUGUGAAUACAAGUAGUCCUUGUUUAGUGACUGCUUCAUUUAGUGCCAAAUUGCAGCUACAGUACAAUGAUGAUGAAAAAGCAGUUUUGCAACCAAUACCCACAUUUACAAUCUUUGCAGGUCUGUAAAGCAAAAAAAAAGUUGAAAUAAGAUCAUAAUCGUAGUUGCACUUUCACUUAGCCAUCGCUUUGCUUAACAACUGAAUUGCAGGUCCUAAUUGGAAUCAAUAAAAAAAGGAUUACUUAUAUUAUUAGUUCUAAUCAGCCAAGACUGCCAAAUCAACUUUCACCCUUCCCUUCCUUGCUCUGCCUAUUUUACUGGACUUUUAAUCUUGUGUGAGUUGUUUGUGAAUCAGACAGACUUGCUAGCUUACCAAACUCACUGGAACAAAUAUCUUUAUGUGGCAAUACUACAAUUGUUGGGAUUCAUCUUUCAGCAAUUUUAGGGCAUAGCUCUAUCUCCUUUUUCUCACAUUACAACCAAUGAAGAAAAACAAAAUGCAUCAAUUAUUUGCAUCCAGAUGUUCCUCACGCAAGAACCUUUGCGAAUGUCCUCAAGAGGGCAGCAAACGUCAACGCAAGCUUGCAUUGUGGGUUGCAGCCAUCCGUAAAGGCCUCUGAGGUAAGAGGGUCUUGUGACCACACCAAUGUGACCAGAUGGCACAGCACUCCUCUCCCUCCCCCCCACUCCUCAGCAGCGCAACAAUCAAUCCUCUUAAGACGUCUAAUGACUGCCAAAGCCGCUGAUCAAACAGAAAUCAUGACAGACCUGCUGGAUCAGUCUGAGAACAAUCUGCUCGAAUGCAAAGUGUGCUUUGAAAAUUUUAACCCCGAGAAAAAACAUCGGCCGAAGAACUUGCCAUGUGGGCAUGUGAUGUGCCUGGAGUGUGUCAUGUCUCUGGCCCACCCUCGGAAUUUCAGGCUGGAGUGCCCUUUCUGUCGCAGGGCUUGCAAAGCCUCAGAGACCAGCGACUGCUUGCCGUUGUUGCACCUGAUGGAAAUCUUGAGUCCUUCAGCCAUUCGGACUCCAGUUGCUGGAAGGACAGUAGGGAGACGGGAGGCUGUGGCUGCCCCUGGAUCUCAGGUCUUUACCUUUCAUCUUUCUUUCGGAGGCUGGGGGACGCUGAUCAACCCCACGGGACUGGCUGUGUGUCAGAGCUCCAGCUGUUUAGCGGUAGCCCACGAUGGCAAGAAACGAAUCAAGCUGUUUAGUUUCAGUGGCAGCUGCCUACAGCAGUUUGGAGAAAGAGGGCAAUCGGGAAAUGACCUCAGGUACCCAACUGAUGUUGCGGUCACGCUGGAUGGCCAUAUUGUGGUCACAGAUAGCGGGGAUCGUUCGGUCAAAGUGUUCGAUUGUGAUGGCAGAGGCAAGAUGGUCAUCGCAGAGUCCUUUUCCUUGCCGUGGGGACUUGACACCCUGCCACAAAACGACAUCCUUAUGACCGAUUCGGAGGCAGGUGCUCUGUACUGCUUGUCAGCUGACUUUAAAAAGGGAGAAUUAAAGGGAGUGAAAAAGUUGUACUCUAGCCUGUGUUACCCAAGGAAAGUGGCUGUUUCGCCAGUUUCUGGAGCCAUCGCUGUCAUCGAACACUUGAUGGCCAGAGGACCUUGCUACGGCAAUACCAGGCUGAAAAUCUUCAACAGAGACUUGCAGCUAAUCAGUCAGGUGGAUAGUUUUGGCCUGCAUCUUUUCUUCCCUUCCAAAGUCCAUGCCAGUGCUGUGACCUUUAGCAGGGAAGGGCAAGUAAUAGUAACUGAUGCUUAUAACCAAGCCGUUUUCUCUCUUGGAAAACCUGAAGAAUUCCCUAUGUGUACACCAUUGAUAACUCAGGGCCUUUCCUAUCCUUUGGCAUUAACUUUCACAUCUGAUAAUUCUCUAGUCAUUUUGGAUGGGGGCGAUCAUUCUUUAAAAAUAUAUACUCUCAGCUAAACCGUGGUCUCUGGGUGGUACUCAACUAGCUCACAAUUUCAAGGAAGAAUAUACAAAAUGCUUAAUUCUCCGGCUGGUGGGUUUGAGUCUUCCCUGGCUUAGCUGUAAUGGAUUUCCGCUCAAACAAGUUGAGACAAACUUAGCUCUGCAGUUUUUUAUCUCCCUCCCCGAAUGGAAGGCGUGUUAAUUUAUUUCUGAGUUAAACUGCACCGCAAAAUGAUCACCCCUACUAGAAUUAACAUAGUAAAAUGUAUGGAAUCAUGUGCAACCUACUUUGAAACUAUAUAUUUAGUUCUGGAUAGGAUGAAUUUCUCUUUGGGUUAUUGAUGGUACGAAGCCAUUCUGUUUGAUCCUUUCACCAGAAAGUUAGGGUUUCUUAAAACAAAAUAAACGAUUCUUUUAUUUUCUACAUUAGAAAACAAUUCUGAUUUCUGUUCAUUUUCCUAACCCGAUGCCCUCCAGUUACGUUGAACUUGCCAAUCAUAUUAUUUCUAAUCAAUUGACUGAGAUUCUGGAAGUUGAUAUUUAAAUUUGUAAAUUGAGAAAUAUAUGGAGCCACAUAUGACCUACUAAAUUUCUAAAUUUAGAAAGGCUGGUAUAUAACCAAGA
Molecule: messenger RNA, 2864 nt
Organism: Ahaetulla prasina
Lineage: Eukaryota; Metazoa; Chordata; Lepidosauria; Squamata; Colubridae
Gene: NHLRC1
Product: NHL repeat containing E3 ubiquitin protein ligase 1
Exons: 1
Coding region: 1053-2255 (400 amino acids)
Biological process (GO): protein polyubiquitination; proteasome-mediated ubiquitin-dependent protein catabolic process; negative regulation of translation
Molecular function (GO): translation repressor activity; protein binding; ubiquitin protein ligase activity
Source: RefSeq, a predicted model, not a curated record